CAUCGUCCAUCAUUUUUCUCGUGCAUCGCAGAAAGAAAAACACGGCCUGGUGGUCCGCGGUGGUGCGUGUUAUCUCGAUUGUUGUGUGCUUUCCUUUUGCAAAUUCUACUUAUUUUCCGCGGUGAAAGCGUGAUUUUCAUACGUGCAAACUUUUCCUCGUGAUCUACCGGUGGUGAUGUGCCUGCAGUAAACAGGGACACCCCAAAAUGAUUGAACCCGAGCAACCAUCCAUCAAUAUCACGGAUAACAAUAAGGUGAUUGAUCAUGAGGAGUUCCUCAACCGCAUCAAGAAAACGCUGUACUACGGCUCGUCGACGGUGAAAUGCACCAAAAUAAGCCGCCCUCUGGCCGAUUACGCAGCGGACAUUUUCUCCGAAUCGCACCGCGGCCACUCGCUGAGCCGGCUGAACUUUGUCACCGUGGGCAAUCUGACGGUAACGCCCUGCUCGCUCAUCCUGGCCAUGAUCUAUCUGGACCGGUUGAACGUCGUGGAUCCGGCCUAUGCGCGUCGAAUUACCCCGUCGGAACUAUUCAUAGUGUCAAUGAUGGUGUCAACCAAGUUUUACUGUGGUUAUGAUGAGGACAUCUAUCUAAGUGCCUGGGCCGAAUCAGGAAACUUAUCGGUCAAUCACAUGAAGGAGCUAGAGCUUGAAUUUCUUGAUGCAAUUGGUUGGAGAGUGUACGUAUCGAAUCACGAAUUCUUCGAAAAGCUCAAAUCAGUCGAGAAGGUGCUCGCCAAGCGACAGGGUUUGGCACGCGGUUGGCUGACCUACACCGAGCUGAUCAACUUCCUUCCGACCAUGACACUGGCCAAGCAAAUCCUCAAUUACAGCACCGUCAUUGCAUUGAGUUACACCGCCAGCGUUAUGACCAUUGCAGGGGCCUUCUUCAUAGCUAGCAACGUUAAUGUACCUGGAAAUCUCUUGUUCCGUGGGACCACCGCCACCCAGCAAGCACAGAGUGCCGUCAGUUCCGCAGGCGAUGCUUCCGGUGGUGCUGUUAGUGAACCGUCCACGCCAAUGCAGCAGGACAAUUGCACUAGUGGAUGCCCCAUAUCGGCUGCAAAUCCCUCGGUGGAACAAUCUCUCUUACUAAAAGACUGCGAAUGCUCCCUGCAAAUGGCAAUCGAAAAAGCCCAACUGCUGAACCGAGCCGUUCACUUCAACGGAACACAUUCAAACUAUAAGGCUGAAUUUCAACCGCUUCCAGCGCAGCAAUUGGCUCCGAUCAUACGCAACUACGGAGCCACAAUUAGCUGGAAGAAGUUUCGCUUCAUGUAUCCGAUGAACAGCGAUGAAGAUGGCGGUGGCUUAAACGCUGAAGAGGAUGAAGAUGGCAACGAGACUGAAACGCUUUCGAUGGAAAUCGAACAUGGCAACCGGAACUGUACCUAUGAUGAAUUCAUUCCACUAUUAUCCUACGGAACAAGGCCACAAUGCGAUCUGGCGGAAGGAAACGGAAAGCAACCGGCGAGUCUUGUCUAUGAGAGCUACAAACGAACUUUCGAAAUGUUUAGUUCUUUUCUGAAAUUUUUAUAAUUUAUAAAAAUUUAUCCGUCGAAAAUGAGCUAACAUUUAUUUUUAUCAUUAAUAUGCUUUCCAACAAUCAGAACUUUUUAUGAUUUGUUUUAAUUAACAUUUCCAUUAAGAAACAUCAUUUACUAACCCCAAAAAAAGUAAUUUGUAGUUAGGUCAUAACGAGAAAAAAAACCAGAUCAUCCAAUCUUUUUUUCUGGCCUUAAGUAUUUAAUCCAUAAAAAGUACCUUUGCUACGAAAAUUCCAAUUCCGUUAUACCUAUUCAUUAGUUCUAAAUUGAAUUGAUGCUAUUCUGAAAUGUGAUUAACCGUUUAUUUUGAAUCAAAAUACAAAAUAUUUGCUACCGUAUGAUUGCACCGUAAA
This is a messenger RNA of Aedes aegypti (yellow fever mosquito), 1899 nucleotides long. RefSeq lists its product as uncharacterized. The record is from RefSeq and is a predicted model, not a curated record. Gene Ontology annotation, molecular function: protein kinase binding; cyclin-dependent protein serine/threonine kinase regulator activity. Gene Ontology annotation, cellular component: cyclin-dependent protein kinase holoenzyme complex; nucleus. Gene Ontology annotation, biological process: regulation of cyclin-dependent protein serine/threonine kinase activity. Lineage: Eukaryota; Metazoa; Arthropoda; Insecta; Diptera; Culicidae. The transcript is spliced from 4 exons. Bases 207 to 1538 code for a protein of 443 amino acids.